GUCUGAGCUGCACAUAUUAUCCGCGUUUCGUGGUGUGCCAUGAGAAACGGUUACCUUCACCUAUCCAAAACCAGCAGCUCUGACUUCAUCUCCGCGUCUUUCUUAUUUUAAAAACCUUUAUCUCUCGUGCAGCUUCGCGGAGUCGUAUUCCACCCCUCUUUUCCUCCUCGAAGAAAUACAGAAGGAAUAGGAAAACCAAGUCAGCGAGAUGUACCGCACAGCACCGCAGAUUGUGUUUCAGGUUGUCGGCGGGUUCAGCGUGGCCCAGUACGCCUACCCAGUUCUCUACGACUCCUACAAGCACCCCCAAACGACCACCACCACCACCUCCACCGCCAACGCGAGCGGCGUCCCUUCCGUGAGCUCCGUGUCGGGGAUGUGGGGGAAGAUGCGGUGGGAUGUGCGCAUGGGUGGGUCCGCCUCACCUCGCACCUUAUCGGAAGAUGUGGAGUCCCUGUUGACGUCGUACCGCGCUGUGUCCGCGGCGCUGCUCACCUUUGUUGUUGUCUCGGGUGGUGCGCCCGCGCUGAUCGGGGCAGGUAUUAGCAUCUACUGCGACGGCGGCCCUGCAGGCACGGCGCGGUAUGAAAAGCUGAAGCAGAAGUGGCGCGAGUUCAACAAGUGA
Messenger RNA from Leptomonas pyrrhocoris, 625 nucleotides. RefSeq lists its product as hypothetical. The record is from RefSeq and is a predicted model, not a curated record. Bases 209 to 625 code for a protein of 138 amino acids. Lineage: Eukaryota; Euglenozoa; Kinetoplastea; Trypanosomatida; Trypanosomatidae. The transcript has a single exon.